Messenger RNA from Scaptodrosophila lebanonensis, 900 nucleotides. RefSeq names its product ras-related protein Rab-2A (gene Rab2). Gene Ontology annotation, molecular function: GTP binding; GTPase activity. Bases 110 to 751 code for a protein of 213 amino acids. NCBI's taxonomy places the organism in Eukaryota, Metazoa, Arthropoda, Insecta, Diptera, Drosophilidae. Gene Ontology annotation, cellular component: Golgi apparatus. The transcript has 4 exons. The record is from RefSeq and is a predicted model, not a curated record.
AAAAGCGCAGAAAAGAAGCAAUUGCGUAUUAAAACUAGGAUUUGUUGUUAUAAAUAAUACGCUCUAGUAAAAACUAAUUGUUCAGUGACUGCCCAAUCACACUAGAAACAUGUCUUACGCAUAUUUGUUUAAAUAUAUAAUAAUUGGCGAUACUGGCGUUGGAAAAUCAUGCCUGCUGCUGCAAUUCACGGACAAGCGUUUUCAGCCAGUACACGAUUUGACAAUUGGUGUCGAGUUUGGUGCACGCAUGAUUACAAUUGAUGGCAAACAGAUUAAACUGCAAAUCUGGGAUACCGCAGGCCAGGAGGCUUUCAGAUCAAUAACACGCUCCUACUACCGUGGUGCUGCUGGCGCUUUGCUCGUCUACGACAUCACGAGACGCGAGACUUUUAAUCAUUUGACAACGUGGUUGGAAGAUGCUCGUCAGCAUUCAAAUUCAAACAUGGUGAUCAUGCUUAUAGGUAAUAAAAGUGACUUAGACUCCAGGCGUGAAGUCAAAAAGGAGGAGGGUGAGGCAUUCGCACGAGAGCAUGGACUUGUGUUUAUGGAAACUUCGGCGCGUACCGCCGCCAACGUGGAGGAGGCAUUUAUUAAUACCGCCAAAGAGAUUUACGAGAAAAUACAGGAGGGUGUGUUCGACAUAAACAAUGAGGCUAACGGCAUCAAAAUCGGUCCCCAGGCAUCACCUACAAAUCCAUCGCUCCCUGGCUCAGGCGGUGCGGCUGGUGCGGCAAAUAGUGGCUGUUGCUAGGGAUUGCCCACUGAUACAGAAACCCUUUAAGUAGCCGCUUCUGUAAAAGCUACUAGUAACUAACUAUUUGAGGAGGCAGUACAUAGAACCAGAUUAUUAUAACUGUUUUGAUUUCAAAUAAAAUAUUUAAUCCUCUAUACAACAAAUAA